Messenger RNA from Oncorhynchus masou masou (cherry salmon), 1278 nucleotides. Its product is annotated as gap junction alpha-8 protein-like. Gene Ontology annotation, biological process: cell-cell signaling; gap junction-mediated intercellular transport. Gene Ontology annotation, molecular function: gap junction channel activity. The record is from RefSeq and is a predicted model, not a curated record. Bases 7 to 1278 code for a protein of 423 amino acids. Gene Ontology annotation, cellular component: connexin complex. NCBI's taxonomy places the organism in Eukaryota, Metazoa, Chordata, Actinopteri, Salmoniformes, Salmonidae. The transcript is spliced from 2 exons.
CCUAUCAUGGGGGACUGGAGCUUUCUGGGUAAUAUUUUAGAGGAAGUGAAUGAGCACUCAACGGUGAUCGGCCGGGUGUGGCUCACGGUCCUCUUCAUCUUCCGCAUUCUCAUCCUGGGUACGGCGGCAGAGUUUGUGUGGGGUGACGAGCAGUCAGACUACGUCUGUAACACGCAGCAGCCCGGUUGUGAGAAUGUGUGUUACGACGAGGCCUUCCCCAUCUCCCACAUUCGCCUGUGGGUUUUGCAGAUCAUCUUCGUGUCCACGCCAUCUCUGGUGUACGUAGGCCAUGCCGUGCACCACGUGCACAUGGAGGAGAAACGCAAAGAGCGUGAGGAGGUUGAGCUGAGUCGCCAGCAGGCACUGAGUGAGGAGCAGCUGCCUCUAGCACCCGACCAGGGCAGUGUGCGCACCACCAAGGAGACCAGCACCAAGGGCAGCAAGAAGUUCAGGCUGGAAGGCACCCUGCUGAGGACAUACAUCUGCCACAUCAUCUUCAAGACGCUGUUUGAGGUGGGCUUCGUGGUGGGCCAGUACUUCCUGUACGGCUUCCGCAUCCUGCCGCUGUACAAGUGCAGCCGCUGGCCCUGCCCCAACACCGUGGACUGCUUUGUGUCGCGCCCCACAGAGAAGACUGUCUUCAUCAUAUUCAUGCUGGCCGUGGCCUGCGUCUCCCUCUUCCUCAACUUCGUGGAGAUUAGUCACCUGAGCCUGAAGAAGAUACGCUUUGUCUUCUGCAAGCCAGCCCCGGGGCCAGUCCAGGGUGAGGGCCCAAGCUCCCUGCCCCCUCCAGGGGGGGUCCUCAAGAGCCUGCCCGCCCUGGCCGUGCCUUCCUUCCAGAGGGCAAAAGUCUACAGGCUGCUGGAGGAGGAGACCCACCACUACCCCCUGGCGGAGGCAUGCAUGGAGGCAGGGAGACUAAUCCCUCUGGCCCUGCCCUUUCAGUGCAAGGAGGAGAAAGCGGAAGAACUGGGGCACAUGGAAGACAUUACAAAGGUGUACGAUGGGACCUUGCCCUCCUACGCCCAGACCACGGAGAUAGGGGAGGACACACUACCACUACACCAAGAGGAGGAGGAGCAGCAGCAGCAGGAGGAGGAGGUGGAGGAUGAAGAGGAGGAGGUGGUGGAGGAGGAUGUGGAGGAAGUGGUGGACGGGGACGAGGGACCUUCAACCAAGGUAGGGAUGGAGGUGAUGGAUACGAUAGAGGACACAAGACCACUGAGCAGAUUGAGCAAAGCCAGCAGCAGGGCCAGGUCAGACGAUCUCACUGUAUGA